This is a messenger RNA of Eurytemora carolleeae, 2350 nucleotides long. It is a transcript of the gene Fdh, whose product is annotated as alcohol dehydrogenase class-3. Gene Ontology annotation, molecular function: zinc ion binding; S-formylglutathione hydrolase activity; S-(hydroxymethyl)glutathione dehydrogenase [NAD(P)+] activity. Gene Ontology annotation, cellular component: cytosol. Gene Ontology annotation, biological process: formaldehyde catabolic process. Lineage: Eukaryota; Metazoa; Arthropoda; Copepoda; Calanoida; Temoridae. The transcript has 24 exons. The record is from RefSeq and is a predicted model, not a curated record. Bases 152 to 2203 code for a protein of 683 amino acids.
AACAUAAAAAUUCGCCAAUUUUUUUAUUUUACCCUGUUUGUACACAAUAACCUAGUGCUACAGCUUUUAAUCUGUUUGAUCAGUCGAAACUCCUUUUUUAACCGCCAGACGGACUUAAAUUUAAUUAUUCUUUACGUAUAUUUAGAACAGGAUGAGUUCAGCACUGGUUGAAAGCUUCAAGGCAACUACUGGGAAGACCAUCACCUGUAAAGCAGCUGUUGCUUGGGAACCUAAGAAGCCGCUUGAUGUCACUGAUAUCCAGAUUGCGCCUCCUAAGGCAGGAGAGGUGAGAGUAAAGGUGAUCUCCAAUGCUCUCUGUCACACUGACAUCUACACCUUGGACGGGCAUGACCCAGAGGGUCUCUUUCCCUGUGUUCUGGGGCAUGAGGCUGCCGCUGUUGUGGAAAGCGUGGGGGAGGGUGUAACCUCUGUAAUACCAGGUGAUGUUGUGAUACCGUGUUAUACUCCUGAGUGUAAACAACAUGAUUGUAUAUUCUGUCAAUCUCCUAAAACCAACCUCUGUCCCUCAAUCAGAGGAACCCAGGGCCAGGGAUUUAUGCCGGACGGAACCUCUCGACUCAGCAAGGAUGGAAAACCAAUCUUCCAUUUUAUGGGGUGCUCUACCUUUGCUGAAUAUGCUGUUAUUGCAGAGAUAUCUGCUGCUAAGAUAAAUCCUGGAGCAGACUUGAACAAGAUGUGCCUGCUAGGGUGUGGAGUUGCUACGGGAUGGGGAGCAGUUUUUAACACGACUAAGGUUCACCCUGGAGCUUCUGUAGCUGUGUUUGGUCUUGGAGCACUGGGUUUGUCGGUCAUCCAGGCAGCUAAGGUUGCCGGAGCCAGGUAUAUAGUAGGAGUUGAUAUUAAUGACAGUAAGUUUGCUGCUGCUGUAUCUAUGGGAGCUACGGAAUGUGUCAACAGUAUGUCCUGCGAGGGGGGAGAUGUCAAGAGCUGGCUACUUGCAAGGGAGAAGUGGGGAUAUGACUUUACCUAUGACUGUACAGGGAUUGUUCAAGUAAUGAGAUGUGCUCUAGAGGUGGCGCAUAGAGGAUGGGGGGAGAGUUGUGUUAUCGGUGUGGCAGCAGCAGGAAAAGAGAUCUCGACGCGACCAUUCCAACUAGUCACAGGGCGUAACUGGAAGGGAACUGCAUUUGGGGGUUGGAAGGCAAGAACUGAAGUUCCUAAGCUAGUUCAGACGGUUAUGCGAGGAGAGAUGGCCUUAGAACCAUACAUCACCCAUACAUACCAGGGUUUGGAACAUGUGAAUGAAAGUAUAGAUGCACUUCACAGUGGAUCUUGUCUUCGUGCUGUUAUUCAUAUUGGAGAAUCAGGCAUCCAGCCACAGGCUUUGCCCAAACUGAAGGGAAAUGUAAGGUUUGAGGGAGGUUGGUUGAAACAGAUGUCACAUUGGUCGGAAUCCUGUCAGUGUGAGAUGACUUUCUCAGUUUUCCUGCCCGAUCAACAGUCAAGAACAGCCCCACUCCCUCCUGUUCUAUACUACCUUUCAGGGCUAACGUGUACUGAUGACAAUGCGCGAACAAAAUCUCAGUUUGCCCAGGAGGCUGCCAAGGUUGGGUUAGCGGUCGUCUUCCCAGAUACCAGUCCCAGGGGUUCAAAUAUUCCUGGGGAGGAAGACUCCUGGGACUAUGGAACUGGAGCUGGAUUCUAUGUGAAUGCUACAGCUCCAAACUGGAGCAAAAACUAUAGAAUGUACGACUAUGUGACUAAAGAACUCCCUGAGCUGGUUGCUGGGCUCUUCCCUGUAGAUCCUGUUAAAAUGUCUGUUACAGGUCAUUCCAUGGGAGGACAUGGAGCCCUUAUUUGUCACCUGAAGAACCCUGGGAAGUAUACAAGUGUCUCGGCAUUUGCUCCCAUCUGCAACCCUACAGCUGUUCCGUGGGGAGAGAAGGCUUUCUCAGGAUAUCUUGGUUCAGUUGAGGACGGUAAAGCUUAUGAUGCUACCGAACUGAUAAAAACCUACAAGGGGCCUACACCUAAUAUUCUCAUUGAUCAGGGAACCGCUGACAGUUUCUUGAAAACUCAACUUAAACCUGAAAACUUCUCUGCCGCUGCUGCAAAGGCUGGUUAUCCUGUUGAGGUUCGCAUGCAGCCCCUGUAUGAUCACAGUUACUUCUUCAUCGGAACAUUUAUGAGAGAUCAUAUUGAUCAUCACGCUAGAGCUCAUGGGCUUAGACCUAAACUUUAACCUGGAUCUUGCUGAAGAUGAGCGCGAGAAGUUUUAAUUUGAAGGGUUCGUUUCUUUUGUUAUGAUUUAUGUAACAAGAAUUGUGUUUUAAUGUUAUUGUAUCAAUAAUUUUAUUUUUUCUUUAUCAAUAAAGUCUUGAUAUUAUUA